UCGAUGGAGUCUAUCCCGUUAAGGGCGCGAUCCCCUUUUUCCGGCUCUGUUACGGCCAAUUUGCUCUGUCUCCUUCUCCGGACCGGCUCUGCCAGCUACGUUUGGUCUAAAGUCAACCGGGCCUGGCUCCAUGGGCCGGCCCAGACCUGAGUUUUUUCCGAGUGUCUGACCCGAAGUAGUGUAAAUGGUUCAAUUGGGCCGCCCACUGGGUAUCGGCCCAUCAUAAGCCCCCCAACUCCUCAUUCUUCAGCUGGGCCAAGUGGAAGAAUGGGGAGUUUGCAAAGUCCAUUUGGGCGCUCCAGCGGGAAUCCGGGUCGUUCCUUGGGUUCCGCGUGACGUCUGGGCACGAUCUCCACAAAUAGGUAAUCAUGGCCCGCCGAUUCGCCUCCCUGCUGUCAGUUAAAAAACCGCCGCUAGACGCCAUCUUUUCCCUUCGCCUUCUUCACCAUUAUCCGUCUGCAAUUCCGCUGCUUCCCAUCCCGUUCUUCAUUCUUUCCAGGUCAGUUCCUUUUCUCACUGCCAUGAUUGUUUCAGAUUCUGAUUCGGCUACCCCAUCGUCCAAUUCUCGCCAAGCCGAUCAAUCGGCCUCUGGCCGUAACCCCGGCCGCACUCCAUCACCUCAGCCGUCACCGUCGGCCGUUCCUGGCCACAAACGGCGCCAAUUGAGGAAGCAAUUCCCUUCCUCAACUCCGGUGGAUGAGGGGUCGAGGGUUGGAUUGGACGAGAACAUCAUGGCGCUGUGCCAUUGUCAAAUCACCGACCGGGGGUUCGCCGAUGCUACUGACAUGGUUGGCCCCUCCAUUGAGGUCAUGAGACCUAACAGUACUCAAACUGCUCUAGACGCACCCUCGGGGUUCUUCACGGUCCAUCUGGCGUCUUUGAAGAAGGGGCUGCGCUUUCCACUCCACCCGUUGUUGGUCGAACACCUCAACGAGGUGGACCUUCUUCCGUGCCAACUGGUCCCCAAUUCUCACCGGUACAUCGCCGGUUACUUGGUCCGAUGCAAGGCUGUGGGGGUGAAACCGACCUUGGACCAUUUCAUAUUCACCUUCAAACUGACCAAGGGACAUAAGGAUUGGGCGUCCUAUGCCAGCCUUUCCCAGAGAUCCAGUAAACUCUUUGCGAGUGACAAGAAGGGCUCGACCAAAGACUGGAAGCCUUUCUUUGUCUUCGUUUCGACGGGGCCUGAAUCUCCUUUCACGGGUUCAGGGCGCCCUUCCUUCCGCCGCAUCCCAUGCCCUCCACCUGAUGCCACCCUCCUGUCCAUCACUCGCCAACUCUGCAAUAAGGGAGUUAUGAACAUCAAGGAGGUGGUGACGGAGGAAACCCUUGCCGGGUUGGGGUUUGAGUUUGUUCAGGAUGAGCUUCGCCACCAACCCGACCUACUGAGGGACACCCCUGGGGGGCAUCAGCCUGACCAGCUGAAGGACAUUUGUCGCUUCACUGCUGGGAGGAAGAGGAAGAGAGAGACGAGGGGCCAGGGCAAACGCUCUUCGUCCCACCACGGGGAGGGUCCUUCCCAGGAGCCGGCUGGAGGAGAUGGGGUCUCGAAUCCCCUCGUGCAACCGGAGACCCUGAUCACCCUGCCCGCUGAGGACCAAGCUCGCAUCUCGGCCGGUUCUGAGGACGACCUUGAUAACAUGGUCCUUUUAAGGCUAAGCCAGGCCACGCUGGGGAUGAUCGAGGUGGUUGGUAGGAGACGGGGUCGCCAGGCCGCCGCGGACGAGGCGAUGAAAGCAGCCGAGGCCACGCAGAAGGAGCUGCAGGAAGAGGUCGCUCGACUCACAAGGGAGUUGGAGGAGAAAGAGAAUCGCUGCGCGGCGCUUGCGGUGGAGAAAACUUCCCAGGAGAACCGCUGUGCCGCCCUUGAAGCAGACAAGGCCUCCUUGUCCCUGGAGAUAGAAUCUGUUUCUGCCCGCGUGCUCGAGCUGGAGGGGGAGAAAACUGAUCUGAUCCAUCAGUUGGAAGGGGAGAGGAGCGGCCGGGUCCGUCAUGCAGAGGAAGCGGUAGAAUCCUUCAAGUCAUCUCCCGACUUCACGGUGGUCACGAUGGAGCGGAUGGAAGAGCUAACGGCUGCUUGGCUCGAAACUGAACCUGGGGCUCAAUGGAUGGUCAAGGAGGGCACCAAGUCCUUCAAUUGUGGACUUUUCCGGGCCCAGCAGGUCUUCCGUGACAGACUGGCUCAGCUCCCCAAAGGAUUCUCUCUUCCCGACCUCGGCUUUCCCCCUCCUUGCCGCUCCCUGGCCGAGUUCGACCCCCGCCCUUAUUUGGACGAAGGGAGCUCAAGCGCGUCUGAAGAGGAGGAAGGAGGAGAAGAAGACGGCCCAGGCGAUCAAAAUCCGGGGGCUAGCUUAGCCACGUCCAAGGCGGGUGACAACCCUAGCUCGAGCGUUUAACUUUCCCCGUUGUUCCCCCAGAUUUUUGUAGACACUUGUUGUUGUUAUGUGUUUUCUUUUUUGAAGUGACUUAUCAUUUUGAUGCAAUGCUCACAUGCUACUUGAUUCGUUGGAUCCACUAUGUGCUUCCUUUUUCGGCGUUUUACUCUCUUCUCUAGCUUAGCUGAUUUGCAUGUAUGUUUUAGUUUGGGCCCAACUCCUAAUUCCGGCCCGCUUAUCUGCCCAG
Molecule: messenger RNA, 2622 nt
Organism: Cuscuta campestris
Lineage: Eukaryota; Viridiplantae; Streptophyta; Magnoliopsida; Solanales; Convolvulaceae
Source: the annotation of a GenBank genome assembly